AUGGAGCCCGCGGAGGCCCCGGCUGCUGUUGCUAGCGUCGCACAGACCGUGACUUCGACCGUCCACGCGAUGGAGGGCGCAGACCGGCAUCCCGUUGUGUCGUUUCUUUCCGCUUUCCUCUGGCUAUUCGUCUACUUGCUUUCAUGGAUACAAGCACUAGCUGCCUUUGUCACGAUCACCGUCCCGACGCUCAUCUACUCGAUCCUAUCCUAUUCUCUCACGUUGACGCUCAAUUUUUGGUCAUUCGCUUUCUUGUUCGUCGCGUUUGCUGUCGGACUGAACUACUGGAUACGGUUCCGCUACUUGAAUACCUACACUCAACUGAAAGAACCGCCGCUCAACAAGCCUGAUGCACAAGAGCUGCAUCCGGAUGUCAACACGUCCUCUGCGCCACCAGUCUUUCACAACUAUCUCGACGAGUUCCUUCAGGCCGUUCGCGUUUUUGGGUUCCUCGAGAAGCCGGUCUUUCACGAGCUCGCACGCCACCUGCAGACACGUCGUCUCAUUGCCGGAGAUAGCUUGUCACUCGACCAGGAUAAAUCAUUCUACUGUGUGGUCGAUGGCAUGGUUCAGGUGUUCGCUCCUUCAACCAACCCUGGUGUCCCUCGUCCACGCGGUGGAUCUUGGGAUAACGAGUACAUGAAUGGAUACGAACUGAUGAACGAAGUGGGCGCAGGUGGCACUCUAUCGUCCCUCUUCACUAUCCUCAAUCUCUUCACGGAGAACAUUCGCAUUGGUCCGACGCAUGUAGAUGAAGACGAGAUGAGUGCGGAUGCGGAUGUGUCGCAGUUUGAGCUCGAUGAAGGUCGUCGUUCCCCAAGUGUCGCUAGUUCUUCAGGUUCGACAGCACAUGGGCAUGAGCUUCAUUCCCCGCCUACCUCUAUCAACGGCGCGCGCCAUCAUCCUGCGCUGGCGUCCCGGUCCGCCCCGAGUGUACGGUCUUCACAAUCAACAUUUAUACCGUCACAGAGACCCACCUUCCGAAGCCCGUCUAGCAUCCAGACGCAGAUUCAUCAUGGCACCGUCGCACGCGCGACAGUCGAUACGACGCUGGCCGUUAUCCCUGCUGAGGCCUUCCGCAGACUGACGCACAAGUUUCCAAAAGCAACAGCACAUAUUGUCCAAGUCAUCAUGACCAGAUUCUCUCGCGUGACUUUUAAUGCCGCGCACGGCUAUCUCGGCUUAACGUCUGAGGUUCUACGGACGGAGAAGGCCGUCAACGACCUCGCAUGCCAUCCGCUCCCGGCAUCCUUCUAUGAGGGAGGCGGUAUGCAACAAUUGCGGCAACGCUUUGACGGCGCCUCACUGGCUGGUCAAUCUCCGGAACCAGAAGAUGACUACUUCGGCUCAGGCGCCAACUCGAGCACAUCAUCUCUAUCAUCUGCCAAGCGCCCAAGCCUGGACUCUCGCUCUACCGAACGCGCGCUGCACAGCAGUCCGCUUCAGAUGUCUACUUCCACGUCGACUCUGCACGCUACUACGCCGUUACCUUCUCGCCUCGCAACCCACAGCCAGGUCCAGGCGGGCGAUCUAUUCAGCACAACGCCAGCAACUGAAUCAUAUCGUCCGCGCCCAAAUUACUCCAACAUCGUGAACACCCCUCACAUAUCCCGUGGAAGCGCGCAUCCCCAUCGUUCAAAGUUGGUCGAUCUUCCUGAACAUGAGGAAGGCGAGGACGAAUUUGAUCUUCGGCAAGAAGUUAUGAACGCUAUCGCCGUCUCCAUCGGGUUGCAACAGCCGGCGCCUCUGAGUGAUGAAUCGCCCGGCUCACUCGAAGCUUCUCCUGCGGUGACUGCACAGGAUUGGCGACAGAGUCUGAUGCGACAUUCGGGCAGUAGCUUACCGCUGCCCAACUCCUUCGGAUCCCUCAGUCUGUUGGAAAUGGGGAAUGAUUCAAGUUCCAAUAGUGUUACUGGUGCUAGCGCAACGAGCAGCACCAGCAAGGGUAUCACGGGUCUGGAUAACGAAGUCGAAAUACUCUUCUUCCCUGCGGGUUCACACCUCGCUAGGGCAGGGGAGAAAGAUACGGGUCUCUUCUACGUGAUCGAGGGCUUCCUUGAUAUCGUGUUGCCAGAUGACAACGGAAGCAGCUCUCAAACGAUGCAUGAUCGCUCAAAGCCGAAGCCGCCAAGCGUAUCUGUCGAUAACCUGUAUACACCAGAUGAGUUUGCCGCCGACUCUGAGUCCGACUUUUCUUCUGUCCCUGGCAUCACUAAGCGACAGUCCACUGGACCUAACGGAGCCACUGGGAGCACGUUGUUUACUGUCAAGCCUGGUGGCAUCGCCGGCUACUUGACAAGUCUCUCGCACACAGCAAGCUACGUGGACAUCGUUGCGAAGACGGAUACAUACGUCGGAUGCUUGCCGCAUGACGCGCUUGAGAGGUUGUUGGAGAAGCAGCCCAUUGUGUUACUCACUCUUGCAAAACGCCUUAUCUCGCUGCUGUCGCCUCUCGUGCUGCAAAUUGAUGCUUCUCUGGACUGGAUGCAGGUCAACGCCGGACAAGUCCUUUGGCGCACAGGCGAGGAAGCCGAUAGUUUCUACAUCGUCAUCAACGGACGUUUGCGAGCGAUCACGGAGCGCGAAAGCGGAGGAGUGGAUGUUGUAGCUGAGUACGGUCAAGGGGAUACAACCGGCGAGAUUGAUGUGAUCACGCGCUCACCUCGCCGCAAUACUAUGCAUGCUAUCCGAGAUACCGAGCUUAUACGAAUGCCAAGGACCCUUUUCAAUGCUAUAUCCGUCAGGAAUCAUCAGACGACAGCGCAAAUCUUGAAGAUGAUUGCGUCGCGAGUGCGCACCGAAGCCGACGCAACAGCAUCCAAAUCUACCACGGCGACCGAAUUACGAAGGAAUAAUACGAAUUUGAAGACCGUGGCAGUCCUCCCCGUUACGAGAACAGUGCCGAUCGACGCCUUUGCUAGAAAGCUUCACGUAGCUCUCGAAGGCAUCGGGGCGUCGACGUCGUACUUGAAUCAGGCAGCAGUUUCUACCAAGCUCGGACGCUACGCUUUCACGCGCAUGGGCAAACUCAAGACUGCUGCGUGGCUUGCCGAUCAAGAGCAGAGAUUCAAGAUCGUACUUUAUGUUGCAGACAGCGCCGUCACCAGCACGUGGACCCAGACGUGUAUUCGACAGGCCGAUUUUGUUCUACUGGUAGGCAUGGGCGAUGAUCCCAGUAGCGGCGAGUAUGAGCGGCUUUUGCUUUCGUUGAAGACAACAGCUCGCAAGGAACUUGUACUGCUUCACCCGGAAAGAAACGUACUUCCGGGAUCCACCCGGGAAUGGCUCAAGACUCGCCCAUGGGUUCAUCAGCACAUCCAUGUCGAGCUUCCGGGCGUCAAGGUUCCCGUAAGACCCAAAGCCGAUCCGUCACGCGAGAAGGAUCCCGCCGCUGUGGCCGCUCUCAAGAACUUGAAAAACAUCGUGGAAAGCGAGAUUCAGAAGUAUCGUGGGAACACCUCUGAUGCUCGCCCGCGUCGACCUCCACAUACGAGUGAUUUCGCCCGACUUGCACGGCGCAUAUGUGGCAAGUCUAUCGGCGUCGUUCUCGGCGGUGGAGGUGCACGGGGUAUUGCACAUCUUGGCCUGUUACGGGCGAUGGAAGAGUACGGUAUUCCGAUCGAUCAAAUCGGUGGCACUUCCAUCGGUUCUUUCGUUGGGGGUCUUUAUGCGCGAGAGGGCGAUAUCCUCUCAAGUGCCGGUCGCGCAAAGCAGUUCUCAGGGCGAAUGGGGAAUAUCUGGCGCAUGCUGUCGGACGUUACCUACCCCAUUGUUGCGUAUACCACCGGUCAUGAAUUCAAUCGAUCAAUCUACAAGGCGUUUUACGACCUGCACAUUGAGGACAUGUGGCUUCCGUAUUUCUGCAACACAGCUAACAUCACGACUUCGAGCAUGGACAUUCAUGAGACAGGAUACGCAUGGCGUUACAUCCGAGCGUCAAUGACAUUGGUUGGUCUGCUUCCGCCUUUGUGCGACAGAGGCAACAUGCUAGUCGAUGGCGGUUACAUGGAUAACCUGCCCGUCAAGGCCAUGUUUGACAUGGGUGCGAAUACGGUGUUCGCCAAUGAUGUUGGUGCUAUCGACGACAACUCACCACGCAACUUCGGCGACAGCGUGUCCGGCUGGUGGCUUUUCAUCAACCGUUGGAACCCAUUCUCUGAUGCCCGUCACGUACCGGCCAUCACAGAGAUACAAUCCCGACUGGCUUACGUGUCGAGCGUCCGCACACUGGAGCAGGUCAAGGCCAUGAAAGGAUGCUACUACAUGGCGAUGCCCGUGCAGGACUACGGAACUUUACAGUUCGGGAAGUUCGAGGAGAUACAAGAGCUAGGGUAUACUGAGGCACUCAAGCUGUUGGAGAAGUGGGAUGACGAAGGGGUGUUGCCUUCUGCUUUCAUCGACGGUAAGGAGCCGCCGGCGAAGAGGAAACGCAAGGGCUUGAGCGCACGUCGCAAUUCCAUUUAA
This is a messenger RNA of Peniophora sp. CBMAI 1063, 4464 nucleotides long. Lineage: Eukaryota; Fungi; Basidiomycota; Agaricomycetes; Russulales; Peniophoraceae. The record is from the annotation of a GenBank genome assembly.